GGUUUGAAUGUCUAAUUUUAAAAACUCGAAAGUGGUCCAUGGAUUUUUGUAUUUAUUUUACAGAUUGCAACUUGCAAUUGAAGUGAUUGAACGAGUUUAAAAAAAAAAAAACAUAAUUAUUUCAACUAUAUAAUUUUUAAUCUCUACAGCAGCUAUUAUUUAGCUGAUCAUCCAUCGUAAGUAUUAAAAACCGCAUGACAAAAUGGGCGGAUCAUCUAGCACUACUCGAACACUAGAAAUUGAGAAUCCAAAUGUGAUCACUUUGUCAGACAAAGUUGUUGAGAGACUCCGAGGUCAAGAGCAAAUAGCACCAGUUGACCAGGGUUCACAGAUUUUACAGACGUAUGUACAACCUUCGUCUCUGCAAAUACAGAAGGUUGUUCAGCAAGAGCUAGAAGCCAAUGACAAGAGGUGGGAGCAGCGUUUUCACCAUGUCAACAACAGUCAAAAAGCUCUGAACCGCAAUGUCGAAAUAGAAUACAAAAACACGUAUGAAAACGUCAAGAAAUUGUUACCUAUAAUUAAAGACGGAGUACUGAGUGAAACUACAAUAGAAAAAGAAAACGUUCUAUUGGAUUGUCUAGCCAUUAACAAGGGAACCCCGUUGAAUUGCACUGAUGCUGUCAAAGAUUAUCAAAAGGUGUUAUUUCAAUCUACAAAUCAAAAGGUUUGAACAUCAGUAAUUCAAUAGAAACUUAUACAUAGGAGUUCAAAUGUUUCAAUGAUAAUAUGAAAGAUUAUGCUUAAAUGUAUGAUAUUUUAAUUAUAAACUUAAAAUCAUGGUAAGUAGUUCUGUUUAAAUGAAUAAAAGGCUACUUUGUUAUGUUGUUGAAUUUUUGUUUAUUGAUAUGAUGAAUUUACUUUAAUCAACUUGACAGUUAAGAACAAAACACAAUACUGUAGUUUUCUUCUAAAUUAGGAGGUACAUUCAAAUGUUUUCAAUAAAAAAAUAAAAUAUUUUAUUUUACUUCUUGC
Messenger RNA from Acyrthosiphon pisum (pea aphid), 975 nucleotides. RefSeq names its product lethal (3) 03670-like. The transcript has 2 exons. The record is from RefSeq and is marked predicted. The coding region runs from base 203 to 673 and encodes 156 amino acids. Lineage: Eukaryota; Metazoa; Arthropoda; Insecta; Hemiptera; Aphididae.